Toxorhynchites rutilus septentrionalis is the source of this 4446-nucleotide messenger RNA. RefSeq names its product protein diaphanous (gene dia). The record is from RefSeq and is a predicted model, not a curated record. Gene Ontology annotation, molecular function: microtubule binding; small GTPase binding; actin binding. Lineage: Eukaryota; Metazoa; Arthropoda; Insecta; Diptera; Culicidae. The coding region runs from base 218 to 3544 and encodes 1108 amino acids. The transcript is spliced from 2 exons. Gene Ontology annotation, cellular component: actin filament; cytoplasm. Gene Ontology annotation, biological process: actin cytoskeleton organization; actin filament polymerization.
CGAAGCGAACUUCUCCGUAUCAUACUUGAACCUGUUUCCAGAAUGUCAAAAGUGACGAAGUCGAUACAGUGAAAUGAUGUCAGUCGUCGAUGGUUGCGUAUCACGGAAAAGUAAAAAGCAUUCUAUCGAACUGUGAUUGUGAAUACUUGUUGUGAAUUGAACGCCUCCUCGGGGCGCUUGUUGGUGUAGUGAUUAUUUAUGCGUUUGGUGUUGCAAAAUGUCGAAACAUGAUCGUGCUAAAUCGGGUGGCUUGCUGGAUACGCUGUUUUUCGGUCGACCGCACAAAAAGGGUGGUCGUGGCGGUGCCGGAGGCUACGGAAGCGGGACGCUGAGCGGUGUGAGUGGCCACGGAGGCAACGGAAUCAAUGGUGGUAGACCACUGUCCGGGGCGGAGUCGGAGAUAUCCCUCCUGGACGAGCUGAACAACGAAAUAAAAAGGAUGACUGAGGCGGAAGUGAAUCAGAAGUUCCUUGAAAUACUGGAGGAUAUGAAUAUUCCGAAGGAUAAGCGCGACCCGCUGCUGUUAAAAUCGUUAGACGAAAAGAAGAAAAUGAUUCUGAUGCAUGUGAAAGGUACAACCAGCAGUGAGCACCGUGCCAACUCGCGCUUCGAGAAGCCCAUCGACUACAUCCAGUAUCUACGCGAUGGAGACUUCAUCAGUCGCAUCCCUAAAAUCCUGCAAUGUGUCGAGAGUCUUCGGGUGGCCCUUACUAGCAAUCCAAUCAGCUGGAUCAAGGAAUUUGGCGAACCAGGAAUCGACGAAAUCGUGAACUUGCUCCGGCACUGUAAAUCGAAUCCCCGACGGUUCGAGAAAAUCGAAUACGAGUGUUUACGAUGCCUGAAGGCGGUGAUGAACAACUCGUGGGGUCUGAAUGUGAUUCUAACUCCGGAUCAGCACGCGGCCGUGCUGCUGUUGGCCCAGAGCGUUGAUGCAAACAAACCGCACACGAUGUGUGAAGCGGUUAAGCUGCUAGCUGCCAUCUGUUUAGUGAAGGAGCGCAAUGGGUACGAGAAGGUGCUGAAAGCGAUUACCAAUGCUACCUCGAUGGCUCGGCCUGGUGGUGCCAGGUUUCGACCGAUUGUGGAUGGGCUGUUUGUGGAGCACGACCGGAAUCUGGAGCUCACCUCCAACACGAUGAUCUUCAUCAAUUGUCUCAUCAACACACCUACGGAUAUCAACUUUCGGUUGCACUUGAGGUGCGAGAUGAUGCGGGCCGGAUUGCACGACAGGUUGGACCAGCUGACGGAGAUUGUGGACAAGAGCAAUAACGAGAAUCUGGAGAAACAUUUCAAAAUUUUCAAUGCUUUCCGGGAGGAUGACUUCGAGGAGUUCAGCAACCGUUUCGACAAUGUUAGGCUUGAUUUGGAUGAUAUGAAUGAGUGCUUCGAGUUGCUGAAAAACUUGGUAGUGGAUACCAGUUCCGAGCCGUACUUUUUAUCGAUCCUGCAGCAUUUACUGUUCAUCCGAGAUGAUUACGUGUAUCGACCGUCAUAUUUUAAGUUGAUUGAGGAAUGUGUUUCGCAAAUUGUGCUACACAAGAGUGGAUGUGAUCCAAACUUCGAAAGUCGAGAUUUUCAUAUAGAUACUUCCACUCUGCUAGAGGACAUGGUGGAGAAAAGUAAACAGUUAGAAUCUAAGAAGAGCGAAGAUUUCGAGAAGCGAAUGGAAGAACUGCAAACGGCUAGACAGGAAGCCGAAGCGCGAGCGGCCGCUCUGGAGGAUCGGCUGAAGGAAAUUGAAGCGACGGGAGUGAUAUCGCCCAAGGGCAAAAGUAAGCUACCUCAAAUUAAUAUACCCCCACCUCCGCAAAUGCCAGGAAUGGGUCCACCUCCUCCGCCGCCUCCACCGGGCAGUGGUGGUGCACCUCCACCUCCUCCACCCCCAAUGAUGCCGGGAGUUCCACGACCUCCGCCCAUGCCUGGAAUGGGUGGUGCACCAAGACCUCCUCCUCUACCGGGGAUGGGUCCACCUCCACCCCCGAUGCCAGGCAUGGGUCCUCCUAUGCCACCUGGAAUGGGUGGGUUCCGUCCGAUGGCACCAGUACCUGCCCCCCUGCCACAUGGUAUGAAACCAAAAAAGAAAUGGGACACAGAUGGGCCUAUGAAACGUGCGAAUUGGAAGGCAAUCGUACCGCAGAAGUUGUCGGAAAACUCGUUCUGGGUGAAGGUUCGAGAAGAAAAACUGGCUGACGAUGACAUUCUUUCGGGACUGGCUGUCAAAUUUUCCUCGAAACCCGUGAAACACGUCGAUAAAGAUUCCGUUGAUCGGCCACCAUUGUCGAAGAAAAAUAUAGAUUUAAGGGUUCUCGAUGCAAAAGCUGCUCAAAAUCUAUCCAUUCUACUGGGAGGAUCCCUUAAGCAUCUCUCCCACGAACAAAUUCGAUUGUGUCUUCUCCGCUGUGACACCACCGUUAUAGGACCGAGUGUGUUACAACAGUUGAUUCAAUAUCUGCCCCCGCCGGAUCAGUUGAAGCGACUUCAAGAAGUGCGGGCACGCGGUGAGGUGCUUGCCGGCCCAGAAGCCUUUGCUGCCACGAUAGCGGAUAUAAAGCGGUUAGGGGCGCGUCUUCAAAGUCUUAGCUUCAAGCUGAAUAUGCCGGACAUGAUGCAGGACUGUAAACCGGACAUCGUAGCGGGAACAGCCGCGUGCGAAGAAGUGCGAUCAAGCAAAAAGUUUGCCAAGGUGCUCGAGCUAAUCCUGUUGCUGGGGAACUACAUGAACUCGGGUAGUAAAAAAGAGGCAGCUUUUGGAUUUGAAAUAAGUUUUCUACCCAAACUGAGCAGCACAAAAGAUUAUGAAAACAAACAGACGCUUCUGCACUAUAUUGCCGAUGUUGUGGAGAAGAAAUUCCCCGAAGCGCUAACGUUCUACGAGGAUCUUUCCCACGUGGACAAAGCUUCGCGGGUUAGCUUAGACAACAUCCAGAAAACGAUGCGGCAGAUGAAUAAUUCCCUCAAAAAUCUCGAAGCAGACUUGAACAACAAUAAAGUUCCCCAAAGCGAGGACGAUCAUUUCCUGGAAGUUAUGGGUCAGUUCGCCACCGAAUGCCGCAUCCAGGUGGAAGUGCUGGGGCGCAUGCUGUCGCAAAUGGAGUCACUUUUCCAGAAAAUCUCUGAAUACUACUGUUUCGAUCCAGCCAAGUACACGAUGGAAGAAUUCUUCACCGAUAUACGGACGUUCAAGGAUUCGUUCGUGCAGGCCCAUGCGGAAAACAUCAAGCUUCGAGAUGAGGAAGACAAAAAACGCAGAACAAUGGAAGCGAAAGAACGUGCUCAGCGGGAGAUGCAGGAGCGACAGCAGCGGAAGCUAGCCUUGGUCGAUAUCGAUGCCGUCCAGACACAAGAAGGUGUGAUGGACAGUUUACUGGAGGCUCUGCAAACGGGCUCGGCUUUUGGCAACCGGGAUCAGCGGCGGAGAAGAGGACCGCGGCCGGCCGGAGCGGAACGAAGGGCUCAGUUGAAUAGAAGUCGAUCGCGCACCGGAAUCACGGCGAAUGCGUUUUCCAGUAGGGAAAUGCUCUCGGAGCUGUUGGGACCCGCGUAACCAGGUUCGUAUAUCGUUGCCACUCCUAAAAUUUAAACCUAACUUCCAUUCAGUGAAGCGCAAGAAGUUUGUAGAUAGAAAAAAAACGUUAGAAAAGAUCAGGUAGAAUCGGUAUAUAUAUAUAAUUCAACGAUCCAUAUCUUUUCAUGAAGUCAAUAAAGUGAAACACCAAUUUAUUAUAUACAAUGCUAACAUGUUAAAUAGUGUACGUAAGUUAAGAGUCUUCAUGAAAAUUGAGAACAAGUGGCAUAAACCAUAUGCAUUAAAUGCGUUUGAUGCACAGGAACAAUCGAGCAAGUUAUCGAGCAGUAUUUUAUUCGAAGAGGAACACAUUCACUAAAUAUUUUGGGAGAAAUUGAAAAAAAAAACAAACAAACGAAUUCGAAUUCGAACAGCGAGUUACAGGUUGUGAUCUGUGCAGCCCUUCGGCUUAGUAUUUUGGUGUCCGCAAUUAUCUAGAAACAAAAAAUAUUUAUGAUGUAUCAAUGAGUUCAAUUAUUGGGUUUAGAAUGCAAUUUUAUUGCGCUGCUUAAAAAGACAUUUCCACAGAUGGUGAGUGAGAAAAGAAAGUAUACAAACUAUAUAGUUCAAACAGAAGAGUAUUUCGGCAAGAUCGCUGUGGCAAAAUUUUGGUAUACCGCAAAAAGUUACUAAAGUUAGUUAAGUAGGGAUAUGAGUAAAGUAACAUAACAAAAAUACUAAUAAAAAUUACGCUUUUGGGAUGAAUAUGUUAUUACUUUGCUAAAAGUAAAACUAUAUAAAUGCAUACGAGUGAUAAUUGUAUUCAACAAUACUUACAUACUUUUUUGAGUACAUAUAUAUAUAUUUCUGAGCAUUAUAUUUACUUCUAGAGGUAUAAGCUUAUAUUUUGUAGUUUCUAUUAUUAGGCGUGUACAUAUUUC